CUUGUGAACAACCUCAAAGCUUCAUCACAACCAUGGCGCCUCUAUCAACGAUUCUUUUCUGCGUGCUUGCCGCAUCUUUUAGCUGGCCGCACACCACAUCUGCGAUUAAGAUAUCUGCGUUCAAUAUUCAAACAUUUGGGGCCAGCAAAAUGGGCAAGCCUGAAGUUGUCAACUACUUGAAGCAGAUCAUAUCAUUUUAUGACAUGGUUCUUAUCCAAGAGAUCCGAAACAAGGACGGAACAGCUAUCGAACAAUUGCUUGAUGAGGUCAACAGCUACUCCCCAGAUCACUACGAGAUGGUAAUAUCAUCUAGACUAGGACGAAGCAGUAGCUAUAAGGAGCAAUAUGCAUACUUCUACAAGACCAACGUUUUGAGUGUUGUCGACGAGUUUGAAUACCCAGACAACGGUGUUAUUGACGAAUUUGAGAGAGAACCAUAUGUAGUCCUGUUUUCUGCACCUUCUACAUCCGUGAAGGAGUUUGCAGCAGUAGCCCUCCAUGCCAAACCCGAUGAGGCUGUGUCAGAAAUCGAUCUCCUGGCUGAUGUCUAUGACUACACGCUCACCAAAUGGAACAAUCCGAAUGUCGCCCUCAUGGGGGAUUUCAAUGCUGACUGCAGUUACGUAAACGGCGAUGAAUGGUCCCAGAUUCGCCUCCGAACUGAAGACCGCUUCGAUUGGGUGAUACCUGACACAGAUGACACCACAGUCUCAGGAAAUACCCACUGUGCUUACGACAGGUUUGUUUUAGCAGGCACUGAACUCCAACAAACCUCUUCGGGAGCCAAACCUUUUAAGUUCGAUGCUUAUUUUGGACUCGAAACCUCCGAUGCCGAUGACGUAAGCGACCACUAUCCCGUGGAACUUGAAAUCAACUAAAGUGACACAACCCAGCACACGAUCAAACUAGAUCUUUGUCCAGAUGCUCCCUAAAAUCAAUCAUGAUCCAUCAAAAUACGUAAAUUAA
Molecule: messenger RNA, 966 nt
Organism: Strongylocentrotus purpuratus (purple sea urchin)
Lineage: Eukaryota; Metazoa; Echinodermata; Echinoidea; Camarodonta; Strongylocentrotidae
Product: deoxyribonuclease-1
Exons: 8
Coding region: 33-878 (281 amino acids)
Biological process (GO): DNA catabolic process
Cellular component (GO): nucleus
Molecular function (GO): DNA nuclease activity
Source: RefSeq, a predicted model, not a curated record